AUGAGCCACAAAAGCUUGCUCCAAAAGGUGGAAGACGACGAAAGCAGUAUUGAGUUCGAUGAAGCUGGGGUUAAGGAGAUGGUUCUUCUCGUAAAGAAAUUGUCUUCAAAAGUCAAUCAACAAGAAGAGAGAAUCGAUGAGCUCUGUAAACAGAAGAAUCAGCUGAACAAUCCGGAAGGCGAAGAUCGCGAAGAACAGGAGCCGAGGGAGCCAGAAAGAAAGAAACCAAAGCUCAGAUGCUCGGAAAUGGACGAUUUGACAUCUGAAAUGAAGCCCACUGAAAAUCUUGUUUCUGCACUUGACAAGUAUUUUUCCGGUAACCCAGUGCCAAUGAACCAGACGAAAUUCGUUAAAAAAUGCGAUGAAGCUGAUUUCGUGAUUCUGAAAGCAAUUGGUGAGGACCACAAGUUUCCAGUAUAUCCUGCCGGUAUCAUCGAACCAUAUCCAGGGCUACGGUACAACUUUGUGGGGCUAGACGACAUAAGACAAGUUUAUUGGAAAACCGGGGUCAUGGCGGAUAUCUUCAAAAUUAGUGAAAAUGCGUUGUUCACUACGACAAAACCCAAUGGAUCACAUCAACAAGACUGCGUAAUUGCUGUUCAUGAACGCCUUGCAGUUUCUAAUUUCAGUGAUCAUCUCACUUUCCAGCCAGGAACAGAACAUACUCUGUACAAUUUGAUUGACCCAUCGAUAGAAAUCAAGGUUGUAGUCGAAGGUACAACUCCGGACAAACAGAUCAUUCACUUUAAAACUUGUGAUGACAAAGAGUUUCCGUAUUUUCUGCGUAGUGCAGUUCCCAGUGGAACAAAAAAACCCUACAAUUUAUUAGGAAUUCAUCAAGAAAAAAUAAUUCCUCAGUGGUCAGUAGGUGAUAUUUUGCGCCGCGCAGUGGGAGAAAUACUUGUCGGUAGUCCCGCGGGAUCUCCAGGGAGUGCAGUCAUUGAUAAAAGUGGAUAUCUGAUGGGAAUGAUAAUAAAAUCAGAAAACAACGAAGUUCUAAUUGCAAGCACAGUCCUCAUUUACGGCCUUCUUCCAACUGGUGAUCCUGAUCCUGAUCGUUUUUUCUUUGACGAAUGCUGA
Molecule: messenger RNA, 1080 nt
Organism: Caenorhabditis remanei
Lineage: Eukaryota; Metazoa; Nematoda; Chromadorea; Rhabditida; Rhabditidae
Exons: 7
Coding region: 1-1080 (359 amino acids)
Source: RefSeq, a predicted model, not a curated record